Molecule: messenger RNA, 905 nt
Organism: Theobroma cacao (cacao)
Lineage: Eukaryota; Viridiplantae; Streptophyta; Magnoliopsida; Malvales; Malvaceae
Source: RefSeq, a predicted model, not a curated record
AUGGAGGAUGGAGAAUUAGAAGCUUUCCAGCAUUAUACCAAUGAGGGACUGAUAGAAGUUAAUGAAAUGACUGACCAGAUCAAAUGCUUGCAAGAGGAAAUUGGAAGGUUGAGUCCUGAGAACAGACACUUAAAAGAAGAAACAGGACGGUUGACUGCUGAGAACAGACACUCAAAAAGAAGAAACAGUUCGAACGAAUGCUUGCAAGAGGAAAUUGGACGGUUGAGUACCGAGAACAGACGGUUAAAAGAGGAAACAGGACGGUUGACUACCCAGAACAGACACUUAGAAGAGCAUAUCAGACAGCUGCAAUCCAAGGGGAAACUUCCAGCAGAAGCUGUGCUACUGAGACAAGACAGUCAUAUUUCCCAAACAACCAGCGAGUAUAAACGUGAAAAUGCCCAGAUCAUUCCGAGAAUAAACUUCACCACCCAGCAUUACACGACCAUUGAGGCUAAGAACUCAGAGAUGAGAGCUCAACUUAUGGAGCUUAGCCAAAGGCUGCAGUCUUUAAAUGAAAUCAUCAGGUUCUCGAAUGAUGCUUUUGAUGGUGAGGAUACAAGCCUUGCUUUCAUGGAGCCUGCUGAAUCUGACAGCUUCCUAAACCCAUGGAAUUUGUCCAUUUUGAAUCAGCCGAUUGUAGACUCUGCAGAUAUCAUGUUUCAGUAUCUUCAGUAUUGAUCUCCAAGAGAGCUUGCAGGAAUUUGUUCUCAGUUCAUAUGCGUCUCAUGGUCGUACUGAAAAAGAAGACAUUGCUGUGUUUAUUAUUUAUGUAAUAUGUAAUUUUUAUGCUCCCUACCAUCUUCUUCCUAUCUAUAAGUCUCUUAGGUCUCCUUGAUUUAACAAUGAAAUAUUCCACCUCUAUUCUCAGUGAAUUGGCAUUCGGAAUAUCAAUUAUUUCAUCA